GGUACAUUGAAACGGCACCGUUUUCAGGUCAUCCCUUUCAGAAGGCGGUAUAAAGAACACAGCCUCACCGUCCACCGAGAUCAGCACCACCACCAACCACCAAGCUCCGUUGCGCAUAUUUACACAAAUGCCACCGCUUCUUCCCAUUCCUCGUGCUCCUCCGCCGUAUCCUCUGCGUCACUGAUCUUCAACCUUCUCCGGAGAGAAUUUCAGCAUCUGCAGGAACAUGGCGAAGAAUAUGACGCAGAAGAUCUCGGUGUUGUUAUCCAAGCUUGGAGACAGAGACACUUUCGCAAUGGCGGCUAAGGAACUCGAGUCCAUUGCCAGAGGUAUUGAUCCCGCUGCCGGAAAUCUCCAGCCGUUUAUCUCCGUUAUCCCCUCCGCCGACGCCGGAUAUAAACUGGCGGUGAGGAAGCAUUGUGUCCACUUGCUGGCGGUUAUGUCUCUCUCUCUGCCUCCGAACUCUCUCUCUCCUUUUCUGUCUAAGAUUCUCACGCGCCUAACGCGCCGCCUCCGUGAUCCGGACUCUUCCAUCCGUUCCACAUGCGUCGCGGCCGUGUCGGCGCUCUCUUCCCGGACGACAAAGCCGCCGUUUGAUUCGGCGUUCCUGAAGCCAUUGUCUGAUGCGCUCUUCACUGAGCAGGAGACCAAUGCGCAGACCGGAGCGGCGCUGUGCCUCGCGGCGGCGAUCGACGCGGCACCCGAUCCGGAUCCGGAUCGGCUCGGGCGGGUACUUCUACCGAGAUUGGAGAAGCUGGUGAAAUGCGACGCGUUCAAGGCGAAAGCCGCGGGUCUGGUGGUGAUUGGAAGCGUGAUCAGCUCCGGUGGUAUCGCUGGAUCCGCCGUGGGCUUCGGCGGAUUAAAGGGUCUGGUGGACUGCUUGUUAAGUUUCUUGGGCAGUGAAGAUUGGGCGGGGAGAAAGGCUGCUGCUGAAGCCUUGGGGAGAUUGGCAGCUAUGGAGAGAGAUAACCUAGCCGAGUUCAAGACUAGAUGUUUGAAGAUCUUCGAAAGCAGAAAAUACGACAAGGUGAAAGCAGUAAGAGAAGUGAUGAAUCAGAUGAUCGAGGCUUGGAAACAAGUGCCUGAUAUAUCCGACGAGAUUUCUCCGCCCAGAUCAAAUGCUUCUUCCAAAGAUGAUGCAAGUGAUGGGCGUUACCCUUCUGGAUCUAAAGUUGCUUCAACCCCCGGUAUCGAAUUUUCCAAAAGGGGAAGAACCCUCCUAGCGAGAAGAUCAACUCCACCUGAGAGUUCGAUAGCCACCACAGCCAGGCAAAGGACUAACAUAAAAAGCAGCGAGAAGAAAACCGGUCUUGUGUCGCAUAUUAAACCAAACACAAGGAGAAGGUUGGACUGGAAAUCUGGAGCUAGUGUUUCUACCGCUGUAACCGUUGAUGAAGAGCGCCAACAAGAUGAAAACGUGAAGGAAUCAGGUCAAACCCAUCACGAGAAGGUGCAGAGGUCAGGUGGCACCAGGUCUCUAUCGUACCCUCCACCAUCCGGUGAGAGCUCUAGAUAUGCUGCUGCAACAGGACAUGUAAUGUCUGAAAAUCAGAAUAUUAAGUUCAAGGGCUUUGAAGAUUUGGCUUUGAUCCGUAAUCAGCUGGUUCAGAUUGAACAGCAGCAAUCCAGUCUAAUGGAUGUCCUGCAGAGAUUCGUCGGCAGCUCAGAGAAGGGCAUGUGUGCUCUGGAAACACGUGUUCAUGGCCUCGAACUAGCGUUGGAUGAGAUCUCGUACGACUUGGCGGUAUUGAAUGGGAGGAUGACUACUGGUUCGGACAGAAGCAAUUGUUGUCUGCUUCCUGGGGCAGGAUUCAUUAGACCCAAAUUCUGGAGAAAACCCGAGCCUCGGUAUCCAGCAUCGAGGUUGUCCAAUUAUGCAGGUACUCCAUCCGUGUACAGGAGUGGAAAUGCACAGACUGUUGGAUUUCAGGGCUCGAGAAUGCGGCUCAAUGGUACUGCUAGAUUUAUUGUCAACCCGCUGGCUGAGAUUCCAUCCGAUUCUUUCGCGACUGUGGAACCUACAGGCAUGCUUCGCAACUGAGGAAGAAAGCCUUCCCGUUUCAAAGAGUCUCAGACGAAAGCCAAUGCUGGAACUAAGUUAUAUAAACACCAUUUUUCGAUCUCGAGCUGCUAAUCUCUAUCAUUUGGGAUAUUCCUUCAACCAAACAACAUCAACAUCGUCUUAAUCCCAAGUUAUUCUUUCAACCAAACACUUAGAAAAAAAUUUCUAGCAAAAACCAAAAGGGUCGAGAGAGAGGAUCAAACACACACACAGUUGUGUAUAUAUAUGUUUUUUUUUGUUUAGUUAUUGCGAUGAGAUGGUUCUUCUUCAUGUUUGUAAUUCCGAUGGGAUUACUGAGAUUAUGUUUUUUUCCCCUAAAGUUGGGUGCUGAGAA
Tarenaya hassleriana is the source of this 2396-nucleotide messenger RNA. RefSeq names its product microtubule-associated protein TORTIFOLIA1-like. Lineage: Eukaryota; Viridiplantae; Streptophyta; Magnoliopsida; Brassicales; Cleomaceae. Gene Ontology annotation, cellular component: microtubule. The coding region runs from base 227 to 2041 and encodes 604 amino acids. The transcript is spliced from 5 exons. Gene Ontology annotation, molecular function: microtubule binding. The record is from RefSeq and is a predicted model, not a curated record.